AUAGGGGCCGCGGGACGGACGGACUGAUUGACAGAUCGCUCGCUCUCGAGUCGCAGCGCGGAGAGCGCUUGUCCGAUUCGGUUCCCACAAGCAGAGCCAAAGCGGGCCGAGGGAGACACAGACAUGGGUGACCCGGCUGGGUGAAGCCACCGACAAAACACAAGAUGGUUGGCUUUAUCUCUUGCCUAUGUCAUGGAAUCGUUUUGGUCACUAUUCUUUUGAAUUCAGCUGGAGCAGGAAUUUUUGGAGGGACUGAUGUUCUGUAUGGAAGAAUAGGAACGGAUAUUACGUUAAUGUGCGAUGCUGCUGAAGACAGAAUAAUUCAAUGGAAGGUUAAUGGGACCCUUGUGACCUUAACUAACAUUGUGAAAGGACAGAAUGGAAGUCUUGUUUUGUCGAUGGCAAACUUGUCAAUGGAAGGAAAUUAUAGUUGCCAUGAUGAGACUGGAAGAUUGUUGCACUGGACCCAACUAAAACUUGGAUAUCCUGCAAGCAAACCACUGGUGCACUGCAUGGCUUCAAAUUUUUAUAGAAUUUCUUGCAUGUGGGAGAAUAGUCAAGAGGGGUCCUUUCCUAUCCGUUACCUUGCAACUUAUAGGACUCCAAGCAGCAACGUUUUCAGCUGUCCUAGAGAUUUUCUUAGGAAUAUUUGCCAAAUAGACAAUCCUCAAAUGUUUGCAUCCUUGCCAUAUGUUAUAAAUAUAACCGCGAUCAACCCUAUUGGCAGCAGGACCACAUUGUUGGAUAUUGUGCUACUUGAUAUCGUUCAGCCGGAUCCACCUGUAAAUGUAACUGCUGAACCUGUUUUUGGAUCUCCUAGAAGAAUCAAAGUGCAGUGGGAGUAUCCACCAUCAUGGGGGUCACAGUUCAAAUUAAAAUUUGUCCUUGAAUACAAACUCCUGCGAUAUAAUUUCUGGUCGAGGUUGGAUACUAAAAUGACGACAGAAAUCAUCACUGAUGCCAUUGCUGCUCAGUUGUGUGCAAUUCGUGUCAAAGCAAGAGAUUUUUUUGACAAUGGUAAAUGGAGUGAUUGGAGUUCGGAAGUACUUGUCACACCAUGGAUUGAAACCACUACAGAAAGUAUCCAAUCUGUCACCACGCUGAUGACUGACUUUGUCCACACUCAAAGUCAAACUACAGACCCUACCCUCUCUUCAAACGUAAUCCUUUCAAGUUCUGAUGUACUGGAUAGAAAUAUUGUCAUACUGAUCUCCAUCGCUGCUUCAAUUGGAAUCUGCAUUGCAGUCACUACGUUUGUGUUAUGGAUCAGAAGACGACGACAAGAGUCAGAUAAGAAUGACAUUCUGACCAAGAAGGCACUGUCCCUUUGUUAAUGUGCUCAGCAUAUUGUUCUGAGCGAGAAUUCUGGCUACUAUGUCAAAUGGAGGACCUCUUCACUGUUGUACAGUUCUUCAGCUAACUGAGCAACAUUAUGAAGGAAUUGAUCACGGGGCUUUAAAUUGAAGGACAUUUCCAGAGUUGCCAACUAAAUGAUUACUAGAUUGAAUUGUUUAGUUAUUUUUCCAUGAUCUAUUAUUGUACAUUUUUUUAAUUUCCACAAAGGUGUUUAAAUGAAAUGAAUGCUAAGCAGUUUUGAUACCCAAUGAGAUGUUGUACUUCCUGAAUACAAUCACCCCUUGCCUUUCAUUUGAUUUUGCAGUCACUCAUACUCUUUCUAAAAAUGUAGUUAUGUUACAGAUUUGAAGUGAAAUCAUUUGAUGUAGUUUUAUUACUCCCCCAGGGGUUGCAUUAGGAGGAACAUGAAGAACCUGACAAGCAACCUAUAAAAGAUCUUUGUUUUAUAGGUCACACCAAUAGGAGUAUUAUGGUCAAUUCUGAAGGUGAUAGAAAGGAUAACUGCUAGGAGAAGAGUCGUCAGCAUGAUAUAAAAGUUACAAAAUAGCUGUAGUGCUAUGGAUCAUUCAACCUUUAUUGCGUUAGUGAUUUGCAGCAUGAUAUUGUUGCAACUUGCAACAAGAUUACACCAACAAGCAGAAUUAAGCCGAGGAAAACAUUUUUUGAGCAGAUAACUGAGUCUGUUUUGGACUUUUGUGCUUUUCUUAAAGCACAGCCUUCGAGAGGACUUUCCUUUUGGGGGCCAUGGGGGGAGCAUGUGGAAAGAGGAGAAGGGAGUAGGUAGAGGAAAGGAAAAGUGAAAAGGCAAAUAAUUUAUUGAAGCUCAUUAGUAUAUUCUGAAAUAUUGAAUUGUCUAUUCAAGGCUGGUCAGUUUAAUAAAACAAAUGUCCACACAGUACUGAACAAGUUACAAAUGUAGUGCAACAUCAUCCAAUCCUUGAGACAGGUUUUUAGAAAUAUAGAUAUUUCUAUGGUCUAAUAUUGGUCGAUAUCAUUUACAGAAGCUUGGAAUGGUUUGAGGCUUUAAGAACGUGAUGGUGAAUUGAACGUCUUCAAGUAGUGAAUACUCCUUCCUCUAUUAAAGCACAUGGAGAAAGGACAGUAAUUUGGCCUUGGGUAUUGAUUCAAAGGCAACAUUUUAGAAUUGAUUUAAAUUAUUGACAAGGAUUAGUCAAAUACUUGAUUGCAAAAUUGUUACAGCACCAAACCUGUCUGUGCCACUACUCUGAGAAAGUUACUUAGUCACUCCUGUGCUGUAACUGUACAUAUUUCCCUUUUUGAGUACCAAAACUGAAUCUGCCCCUACUACAAUCUCGCGGACUGGUUUCCUGAUCCUACUGGUUGCUGUCUGAAAGCUUUUCUCGUGUCACCAUUUUCUCUUCUUCCAUAACUUUAAAUCUGCAAUUUCAAUUUUGAUUCCAUCAGCUAGCAUGAUGGGAAAUUUGAAUUCAUGUCCCCAGAGCAUUGCCCUAUCUCUCUAGUUUACUAUUCAAUGGUUACCAUUACAUCAUCAUGUGCCCAGGUUGAAAAUAUAGGUCUACUAGAUACCUAUAUCACAGGAAACGGUUAUACAAAUUGCAGCAUUUCACUUCUUUCUAUUCUUCCCCCAAACAAAAUAUCUGCAUGACAAAUCAUGAUAACUUCUUACAAAAAUAACUAUAAAUGUAUAAAUAUUAUAAUUUUAUGUUGGUUUAGAUUCUAUAUAAAUUGAAUGUCCCUUUGUGCCAAUUCAACACUUAAGUUUUUAUGGCUUUAUAAUUUUGAUUACCUUUUAAUUCCAGAUAGAUCAUCUCGGUUGCAAUUUUUGAAUAAAGCUCCAGAUUUAAAAUUUGAGGGGAUUGCACUACUGUUAUUUAAAUAUACCAGAAUGAGUGUCAGAUCCUGUGGUCCCAGAUUGGCUGAUUUAACUGGAGGGCCAUACGUAAGCAACAGUGUAAAACUUUGCAGCCAGUCAGUAUAGGUCAUCCAGAGACAAUUACUUAAAUGAGACCUUUAUCCUUGUGCUUCAUUUCAAAUCUAAAUGUGCAUUUGAGAUUGUUAUAUGAUGAAUGAUGCAUGUGAAACGUAGAAGAGGCGGUCAUUCGGCCCUUUAAGCCUGCAUCACUAUAUAUCAUGAUCAUGGCUGAUCGUCCAACUCAGUGGCCUAAUCUGCUUUCUGCCCAUAAGCUUUGAUACCAUUCAUCCCAAAUGCUGUAUCUAGCCACCUCUAAUAUAUUCAAUGUUUUGUCAUAACUUUUUCCUGUGGUAAUGAAUUCCACAGCCUCACCACUCUUCAGGUGAAGAAGUAUCUUCUGAAUCCUCAGACUGAGCCCUGGUUCUGGGCACACUCACCACCGGGAACAUCCUGUGUGGUCCUGUUAGAAUUUUAUAAGUCUCUGAGAUCCCCCCACCCAGUCUCAUUUGUCUGAACUCCAGCACAAAAUGCUAACCUAAUCAAUCUGUCCUCAUGUCAGUACUGCCAUUCCCAGAUGAGCCUGGUAAACCUGCACUGCACUCCUUCGAAAGCAUUUGCUCAGAAAAGGAGACCAAAACUGCACACAGUAUUCCAAAGCCCUGUUUAACUGCACAACACAUCCCUGCUCCUGUACCUGAAACCCCUCAUAGUGAAAGCCAACAUACCAUUUGCCUUCUUAAUGCCUACUGCACCUGUAUGCUUCCCUUCAGCGACUGGUGCACAAGGAUGCCUGGGUCUCACUGCACACUCCCAUCUCCCAAUUUAUAGCCAUGCAGGUAGUAAUUUGCCCUCUUGUCUUUUGCUUUCAAAGUGAAUAAUCUCAUUUAUCCAAAUUAUAUUGCAUUUGCCACUGAUUUUCCCACUCACCCAACCUGUCUAGGUCAUACUGAAGGAUUUCUGCAUCGUCAUCACAGUUCACCCUCCCAUCCAAUGUGGUAUUGUCUGCAAACUUGGAGAUGUUACAUUUUGUUCCCUCAUCUAAAUCAUUAACAUAUAUUGUGAAUGGCUGGGGUCCCAGUACUGAUCCCCGUGGCACCCUACUGUUAAUGCCUGCCGAUGUGAAAAGGACCCAUGAAUUCCUACUCUUUGUUUCUUCUCUGCCAAUCAGUUUUCUAUCCACCUCAAUACACUUUCCUCAAUCCCACGUGCACAAUAAUCUCUUAUGUGGAUCUUCGUCAAACGCUUUCUGAAAAUCCACAUAUACCAACUAAGAAACAAAUCCUGAAGUGGUGUCACCCACCCCACCAAACCACAACACUUAAAUAGCAAGCAGGACUGAACACUCAAGCUUCACCGGAGAUGCACUGAUGACAUUACCUAGCAUGGUGACAAAAUGUACGUGAACAAACUUACCAACUCGGCGAGUAAGUCAACAUCUGCAUUCCACAUUGACUGGCAUCCCCCUUGUUGAUUUAGUUACAUUUUAACAGAUUUGUCAAUCCCUUUCAUAAAUCCAUGCUGACUCUGUCUGAUCUUGCCAGUGCUUUCCAAAUGCUCUGCUUUAAGUCCUUGAUAGUGGAUUUGAGAAUUUUCCCACUACGGAUGUUGGGCUUACUGGUCUAUAAAUUCCCUGUUUCUCUCUACCUCCCUUUUUGAAUAUUGGAGUGACAUUAACUACCCUCCAGACCCUGUAGAAUCCUGGAAGAUGACAACUAAGACCACUAAUUUCUAGAGCCACUCCCUUGAGUACUCUGGGAUGUGGAUAAGCAGGCCCUGGGGAUUUAUCCAUCUUCAAUCCAUCAGUUUUCCUAGUACCUUCUCUCUACUAAUAUUGAUCUCCCCCAAUUCUUCCCCCUCACUAAAUCUUGCAUGCUCCAACGUUUCUGGUAUUGGUUCUGUCUUCACAAAAGAAGACAAAACAAAAGUACGUAUUCAGUUGCUCAGCCAUUUAUAUGUUUCCUCCAUUGCUGUCUUUAGGGACCUAACAUCUGUCUUCACCAAUCUCUUUCUCUUCACAUACCUAUUGAAACUCCUAGUGUCUGUCUAUAUGUUCCCUGCAAGCUUACUUUCCUAGUGUAUUUCACCCUUCUUAAUCAAAUCCUUGAUCUUUUCGAAUUCAGCAAACUGCUCCAAUCCUCAGACAUAUUAUGUGCCUUGGCCAAUCGGUAUGCUUCUUCCUUGGAUCAUAUACUAUCUUGAACUUCCUUUGUAAGCAAUGGAUUGGCCCCCUCACCCAUUCUGCUUUUAUGUCAGACAGAAAUAAACAGUUGUUGCUGCUCUCCUGUGCGUUCUUUGAGUAUUUACCAUUGCCUAUGCACUGCCACCCCUUUAAGUAAUCCCUAAUCUAUCAAGGCUAACUCUCACCUCAUAUCUUCAUAGUUUCCUUUAUUAAGAUUCAGCACCUUAGUCUCCAAGUCAAUAACCUCACUCUCCAUCUUGAUUUUAAAAAGAAUUCGUAUCAUGUUGUGGUCACUGAUGAUUUGCUACAAUCUUGAUGCCUCUGUGAUUCCCAGUAGACUGAUAAUGCGAAUACUUCCUGCAGUAGCAUGAAAUGAGCCAGUGGCAUAAGAUUCAGCCUGUGCACACUGGAAGUGUAUUUAGUCUUGGCUGUAAGGUUUAAAGUUUUGACUGCAUCCAAGCCUAAUCUUUGCUCAGAAGCAAUGUUUUUUCAGUCACUUGCAGGUACUUGUGCAGGACCUACAAUGAAAAUGAGUAACAUAGAGGUGGAAACACCUCCCAGUGCCUACUGCUAUUUACAACAGUCCCUUUUUAGUUUAUCCUUGUUUCAUAACUGGUACUAGAAAAAUGCUACGCACUGGUAUCAUACAGUGAUACACAGACUUGUAUCGAUACUAAAUCUUAAAAGCACUUAGUCAGUCAUUAAGAAGCAUAUUAUCAAUCAUUUACAAUCCAUAAUAUGUGAUGUUAGUUCAUUAAAAUGUUAACAGGUUCACAAAGAAUCAAGUUUCUCCAAAUGUUCACAACCUCUGUCAUUGAUUCAUUGAAAAUGACAAAUUUUGCAAUUUUACAAAAAGCUUGUAUCACUCUUGUCUGAGCUAUGAAUUCAGUUACCUCAGUUGCACAUGUAUUCGAUACUUCAAAAUCUACCAAUUACCUUAAUUCUGAUAUGCCAGAGCAUUGUGACCUCUAGUGUCUAUUUGAAUAUAGGGUAAGAUCUGUCAGAGUAUCCUGACAUGCUAAUAACGUAAAUAUGCAAUGUCAAUCUCUACUGCAGAAAAAAACUAAGUGAGAAAACUGGCAUCCAUUAAGUGAUUUUGCUAAUAAUUUUACAUGUGUAACUCCAGAAACUCCUAUUCUCAGAGGCACCCAUACAAAAUAUUAUUCGAGUGUUUUCCUAGCUAAGACUUAUAGCACCAGUGGAUGCACCACAAUUUGGAGCUAAAGAACAUCAACCAUUGUUCUUGCUUCUGAUCACUUUGCAAUCCAAUAGAUUGCAAUGUAGAAAGAUCUAAACAGCUUAGAUACAAUGGCCUAUGGCACCAAUUGUUCACAGUUGCUCGCACUGGUUACUUAAGUAAUAUUUAAGGGCGACUUUUUCUUUAGAACCAUAAUACUAUGUUUUAUAAUUUAAGAAAUUGCCUUGCCAAAAUGACAAUUUUAUGCUGCAACUUGGACAAAAUAACACAGAUGGGACAAUUUAGGGACAGCUGGUACAUGGGAACACUACCUGCAAAUUGCCCACUAAUUCAUUCACCAUCCUGACACACAACUAUGUCGCCUUUCCUUCAAUGUGGCUGGGUAAAGUUCUUGGAAAUUGCUUUCCUACAGCACUGGAUUUACCUGUACCAUGUGGACUGCAGAUAUUCAAAGAAAAUUUUCUGUCUCUCCAGACAUUUAAGGAUGGACCACAAGUGCUGGCCGCACUAGGUUUACCCACAUCUAUAAUGUAGAAAAAAAAAUUAAGCUCUGUGAUGCUUUUACUUAAAACAAUACAGUUCAACCACAGUACAUCUAACCAUAGAAAAUUAAGUUCUACAUUGAAACACUUCUGUUUUUGGAUUAGACACCACUGUUAAAACUGGUUAUGAUAACAGGAAGAAUUAAUUAUUGUUAGGAAUUUCCACUUUGUUUUCAGGCUUUUGAGGUGGCUCUAAAAUUAAGCUGACUCUUUUGGAGUAAUUUUCAAUAAUUUAAAUUUAGGUGUUGAAUUUCCACUGUAAAGAUAAAAUGCUUGUUUGUUAUGCAUAAUCCUAUCUUCAACUGUAUUAGCCAAAUUCCAUACACACCAGGGAUUUUCUUAAUGCAACUUUUUAAAAAUUGUUUUUAAGAUGCUGCCCUAUUGCCAGUUCAUGACAAAUUUUGCAUUGAAUGGGAACCUCAAGAACACUUAGACGAUUAAUUGUGCCCAAUGCAAUCAGACUGAUUUUUAGUUUGUCUGACGCAGGCAUGUUCAGUGGCAGCUAAUCACCGCUCCCUCCAGCAUGAUGGCUCAUCACACUGAUUUGCCAUGAACUUGGACUAGCCAACCUGUCAUCCAAUCGCAAACCUCAAUAGUGGUGUCCCUCUCACUGGCAGUUUCUGGGUCUGAAAGACUAAUACUCGGGGAUCCAAAGAUGAGCAGCUAAAUUUCUUUUUUUGCAUCAGAUGGGAAGGGUGGGGUUACUGGGCUCAGAAGGGAGGCCUUCCAUGGCCAUUGCUGUCUCCGCUUCUCCUCCCCUCACUAACCUGACCACCCGCUACUUUUCUUGUCUGCCAGGAAACAGAUGUUUGCCAAAACUUUUAACAGAUGACCAGGACAGUGACGAGUAAAGAUACUUAAGUGCCAAGCUGAUAUCCUUAAGUUGCUGAUAACUCAUCAUUCGGCCUUUGUUUCUGGUGAGAAGGGGGUUUGCAUCGCUCAAAGGACAACUUGCCUUUCUCAGCACCUUCAGGGAAUGGGAAAUUGCAGCCUCUAGUUUCAUAUAGAUCAUAAGUUAAAAUGUUUUUCAAGCUUCAAUAAGCCAAAUACUCUUUCCUUAUUCUUUGUAAUAUGAAGUGCCAACUUUAAGAAGUUGAGGGGGGGAAUUAUAAAAAUAAAUACAUUUCCAGCUUUUGUCAUACUGUAGUGUUGGGUUGAUUAGGACUGUACUUGAUAAUUAGAUCUCUUGUAGUAAGUGAAGGCCUUAUUUUAAUAUUAUCUGAUGAGGAAAGAAUUUUGGUGUGUAUGGGACAAAAGGAAGGAUGGUGUUUUCUUCAAGCUCUGAAUAAUUUUAAGUUUGUUUUUAUGAAGGGGGAUAGAUGAUCAGCACUUUCUGUCUCCGAGUUGGGCUGAAUUUUGAUUAAUUAGUUGUCCUUUGCAAAAAGAAUUAUCAAAGAUUACAAUGCGAUACCAACCCAUACAGGCCUAGCACGUAGUGUUCAAUAAUUGGUUUAGCCCUUACAAAUAACAAAGUAACAACUGUUUUGAAUGCAGUUUCUCUUGCGUAUAAUUUCCCUUGUCUGCAAUUUAUAAAGUAUUGAUGUCUUAUGGUAAAACUUCUCCUAUUUGUAAUUAUUUCAUUUGGGUAACUAAUAAUUUAGUGAAGGCAGUAUGGGUAUUUGCCAGUCACCAGGUUUAACUGCCAACCAGACUAACUAUUGGUUGCACUAGCACAUGUUUGCAGUACUCUGGGCAACUGCCUCACCCUUGCAUUCGCACCCCCCAAGAGGGGGAAUAUAAUACAUCAUUGAAGAUUUGAGCUGUUUGAGAAAUUAAAUAUCUUCUCUACUAAUUUUGCAAUGUUGAAUUUAGAUUUUACAGUACCUCAAAAGGACAAGGAAAUAUUUCAGUUCAAAAUCAAAAUGUAAAAUUUGUAGUUUUAUUCAGAUAACUGAUAAAUCUAAUGUUUUUUAAGAGUCUAAAUUUGGAAUUUACUGGAUUAUUUGGUACUUAAGUGAAUAUUUGGUGACCAGGUGAAGUGUCUGGGGGGGGGGGGGGGGGGGGGGGAGGAGGAGAGGGAGUGUGGAGACCUUUUGCAGUAUUCUUGCUUCUGAGAAAAAUUUUCAAAAAUUUCAAUUGUCAAUGCAUUACAUUUUAAUAGCUCCAACAAAAUUAUUAAGUACUUCAAAUGUAAAUUGUGACCACUUACUGGCUAUGUACCAGCUUUAUUCAACACUUUAUUGUAUCUGUAACAUUUUUAAUAAGCUAUUACUUGUUGGCUCCCGAAAACUGCCUCCUAUACAUAAAAUGUGAUUUUUUUUUUACUACUAGAAAAACAAUUGUUGAAAUUUUAUUUUUUACCAAAACUAUUUUGAGUAAAGUUUUAUCGCACAUCUUUCAUUACAGGAAGUAUUGUUGAUUUAAUUGCAUUUGCAGUUUUUUUUAAUGAAUGCC
Stegostoma tigrinum is the source of this 9563-nucleotide messenger RNA. It is a transcript of the gene il11ra, whose product is annotated as interleukin 11 receptor, alpha. Gene Ontology annotation, molecular function: protein binding; cytokine receptor activity. Gene Ontology annotation, cellular component: external side of plasma membrane. Gene Ontology annotation, biological process: cytokine-mediated signaling pathway. Lineage: Eukaryota; Metazoa; Chordata; Chondrichthyes; Orectolobiformes; Stegostomatidae. The coding region runs from base 165 to 1334 and encodes 389 amino acids. The record is from RefSeq and is a predicted model, not a curated record. The transcript is spliced from 12 exons.